Molecule: messenger RNA, 192 nt
Organism: Clunio marinus
Lineage: Eukaryota; Metazoa; Arthropoda; Insecta; Diptera; Chironomidae
Source: the annotation of a GenBank genome assembly
AUGUGUUCAUAUUUGAUGCAUAUCAGCAUACCGCAUAAGUUUUCUGUGUUCAAGGUGUUCUUUUCUGACCACAAAGUGAUAGAUAGAACGAACAAGGGAAACAAAACGGUACCGCAAUUGUCUGACGUUAGGGAUGCGGAUGAUAUAUUUAUCAGGGUAGCAUUAAUUGACUCAUCAUCACUGCUACCCUAA